Orcinus orca (killer whale) is the source of this 3527-nucleotide messenger RNA. It is a transcript of the gene MVP, whose product is annotated as major vault protein. Gene Ontology annotation, cellular component: nucleus; cytoplasm. NCBI's taxonomy places the organism in Eukaryota, Metazoa, Chordata, Mammalia, Artiodactyla, Delphinidae. The coding region runs from base 808 to 3480 and encodes 890 amino acids. The transcript has 15 exons. The record is from RefSeq and is a predicted model, not a curated record.
CUUGGCCCUUCUUCCCUAACCCAGGCUGCUGGGAAACUUGGGAAGAGGAGAGACACUCCAAGCUCCCAACACAGCACCUUGCCAGAAAGAGGACAUACGUGUAUGUGUUUAUGUUUUCUAUUGAACAUCUCUUUGGAGACCUGGGCUAAAUUUUCUGAAUCUAAAAUAAAAAAUACCAAGUUAUCUUCUCUUAGAGGAGGGACUGCAGCUGGAACCGAAACAGCUGUGGAGAGGCAAAAUUGUACGCACCCAGAUUGGGAAAUUAAAGCCAGAUGGGGUAGAAGUGAACUCGGUCAGCACCUGCCCCCUGCCUCGGGCCGAGGACCCUCCCCAGUCUCAUGCCAGUGCUGCCAGCUGGCUCUGAGGUGGGAAUUCCUGCACUGAGUGAGCUGCAGUGCCUUCAGCUGCAGUAGAAGCAGCCCAGAGGAGAAAAAAACAAAACCAAACAAAUGAGAACCAGCUGCAAGGGCCCUUUAAAUGCCUAAGCCUCACCCCCUGAGUCUGCCCUGCCCUGCCGGGAAGUCAUCUCUAGGGCUGGGUGAAGCAGUUUCCUGAUCUGAGGACUCUGUUGCAGCCAGCCACACUUCUGGAUGUGAGUACUUCAUACAGGCCUCAAAGCCCCAAACCAGUUGGUGGGACCUUGUGUCCUUCAAGACCCUCUCUAGCUCUGUCCUGCCUUCUAGGGCUUGCUUCAUCUGGGGCAGGUGGUCUCUGAACCAGAACCGGGAGAAGAUGGGUGGAAGCUUAGCCUUGGGAGGCUUUGCUUUCCUUGGAGUUUUUUCUGGCUUCUGAAGUAAAGGAGUCACCAUGGCAACUGAAGAGUCCAUCAUCCGCAUCCCGCCAUACCACUACAUCCAUGUGCUGGACCAGAACAGCAACGUGUCCCGCGUGGAGGUCGGGCCAAAGACUUACAUCCGGCAGGACAAUGAGAGGGUCCUGUUUGCCCCCAAGCACAUGGUGAUGAUCCCCCCACGCCACUACUGCACAAUAACCAACCCGGUGGCCCGGGACGCCCAGAACGCCGUGCUGUUCGACGUCACGGGACAAGUACGGCUCCGCCACGCUGACCUAGAGAUCCGGCUGGCCCAGGACCCCUUCCCCCUGUAUCCAGGGGAGGUGCUGGAAAAGGACAUCACCCCACUGCAGGUGGUUCUGCCCAACACCGCCCUCCAUCUUAAGGCGCUGCUGGAUUUUGAGGAUAAGAACGGAGACAAGGUGGUGGCAGGAGAUGAGUGGCUAUUUGAAGGACCUGGCACGUAUAUCCCCCGGAAGGAGGUGGAGGUUGUGGAGAUCAUUCAGGCAACAGUCAUCAAGCAGAACCAGGCCCUGCGGCUGAGGGCCCGCAAGGAAUGCUGGGACCGGGAGGGGAAAGAGAGAGUGACAGGAGAAGAAUGGCUGGUCCGUUCCGUGGGUGCGUACCUUCCCGCAGUGUUUGAGGAGGUUCUCGAUGUGGUGGAUGCUGUGAUCCUUACGGAAAAGACAGCCCUGCACCUCCGGGCGCGGCAGAACUUCCGAGACUUCAGGGGAGUGACCCGCCGCUCUGGGGAGGAGUGGCUGGUGACCACGCAGGACACAGACGCCCACGUACCAGAUGUCUAUGAGGAGGUGAUGGGGGUCGUGUCCAUCACCACCUUGGGUCCCCACAACUACUGUGUGAUUCUCGACCCGGUGGGACCAGAUGGCAAAAACCAGCUGGGGCAAAAGCGUGUGGUCAAGGGAGAGAAGUCUUUCUUCCUCCAGCCCGGGGAGAAGCUGGAACGAGGCAUCCAGAACGUAUACGUGCUGUCGGAACAGCAGGGGCUGCUACUGAGGGCCCUGCGGCCCCUGGAGGAGGGGGAGGGUGAGGAGAAGGUCUCCCACCAGGCGGGGGACCGCUGGCUCAUCCGUGGACCCCUGGAGUACGUGCCACCUGCCAAGGUGGAGGUGGUAGAAGAGCGUCAGGCCAUCCCGCUGGAUGAGAACGAGGGCAUCUACGUGCAGGACGUCAAAACCGGAAGGGUGCGUGCUGUGAUUGGGAGCACCUACAUGCUGACCCAGGAUGAAGUCCUGUGGGAGAAGGAGCUGCCUCCGGGGGUGGAGGGGCUGCUGAACAAGGGGCAGGACCCUCUGGCGGACAGGGGUGAGAAAGAGACAUGCAAGACUCCUAGGCCCUCCGCUCCCCGGAACAAGACCCACGUGGUCAGCUACCGUGUACCCCACAAUGCCGCGGUGCAGGUGUACGACUACCGGGAGAAGAGAGCCCGCGUGGUCUUUGGGCCAGAGCUGGUGUCGCUGGGUCCCGAGGAGCAGUUCACGGUGUUGUCCCUCUCAGCUGGGCGACCCAAGUGUCCCCACGCCCGCCGCGUGCUCUGCCUGCUGCUGGGGCCUGACUUCUUCACGGACGUCAUCACCAUCGAAACCGCAGACCACGCCAGGCUCCAGCUGCAGCUUGCCUACAACUGGCACUUUGAGCUGAGUGACCGGAAGGACCCCCAAGAGACGGCCAAGCUCUUCUCAGUGCCCGACUUCGUGGGUGAUGCCUGCAAGGCCAUCGCGUCCCGGGUGCGAGGGGCCGUGGCCUCUGUCACCUUUGAUGACUUCCAUAAGAACUCAGCCUGCAUCAUUCGCACUGCUGUCUUUGGCUUUGAGACACCAGAAACCAAGGGGUCUGACAGCAUGGCCCUGCCCCAGCCCCGGGACCGGGCUGUCUUCCCCCAAAAUGGGCUGGUGGUCAGCAGUGUGGAUGUGCAGUCGGUGGAGCCCGUGGACCAGAGGACCCGGGACGCCCUGCAGCGCAGCGUCCAGCUGGCCAUUGAGAUCACCACCAACUCCCAGGAGGCAGCUGCCAGGCACGAGGCUCAGAGACUAGAACAAGCAGCCCGCGGCCGGCUUGAGAGACAGAAGAUCUUAGACCAAUCAGAAGCUGAAAAAGCUCGCAGGGAGCUCUUGGAGCUGGAGGCUCUGAGCACCGCAGUGGAGAGCACUGGGACCGCCAAGGCAGAGGCCGAGUCCCGAGCAGAGGCGGCGCGCAUUGAGGGAGAAGGCGCUGUGCUCCAGGCCAAGCUCAAGGCAGAGGCCUUGGCCAUUGAGACGGAGGCUGAGCUCCAGCGAGUAAAGAAAGUGCGAGAGCUCGAACUGAUCUAUGCCCGGGCCCAGCUGGAGCUGGAGGUGAGCAAGGCCCAGCAGCUGGCUGAGGUAGAGGUGAAGAAGUUCAAGCAGAUGACAGAGGCCCUGGGUCCCAGCACCAUCAGGGACCUUGCUGUGGCAGGACCGGAGAUGCAGGUAAAACUGCUCCAGAGCCUGGGCCUAAAAUCAGCCCUCAUCACUGAUGGCUCUGCCCCCAUCAACCUCUUCAACACAGCUUUGGGUCUGCUGGGGCUCGGGUCUGAGGCCCAGCCCACAACCAAGAAGGCAGCUUCGGCGCCCAGUGCCCAAGAGGGCUUGCUUCUCCCCUCCACUGCUGGCCCUCUAACUCUUGGAAGCAACCAGGUCAUGCCUUAGCUCCCUACUGCACUGCCAAAUAAAACGGACACUUCUGGGCAUUUAAA